UUGAAAUGGACGACGUGACAGUGAAACGAUAGACAGCUUACUAUUUCGUCAAUAUUUAUCGAACUUUUUAAAAACAGAAAAUUGAAUGAAAGUGAAAAUGUGAAUGUGAAAAAUCAUGUUUUUCAAAUACACAGAUUUAUUCUGAUGUCAAAUUUUGUAAAUAUUAAAAUAACUUGAAAUGGAAAUGGACAAAGAAGUGUUUAAAAUCUAAGAUAAAGUACCUAAAUGAAUUGAACAGUGCUUCAGUGUGUGUUAAAGUGAAUUAUCGUCAAAAUGGGGUGCGGCCAGAGCAAAAUCAACUUAUACCCGCGACGGAACAAAAAUAGUAGCAAGAAUUCAAAGAAAUCAGGUGGUACAGCGGAGACGAAUGAGUCCGAAGAAGAGGAGGGAUGCCCUGAAGCCACCGAAGAGACGGAGACGGAAGAACAGCCAGAUCCUAGACAGCACGUGCUGCCCAUCUCGGAGCACCAGCCCCCCUUUGAGGUGUCGGCGAGCCAGCAGAAUUUCUUCAAAAUGUUAGAUGAAAAGAUUGAACAGGGCAAGGACUAUGACUCGUCGAGCGAAACGGAAAUCCAAGAGGAGGAGGAGCGGAAACGCAGACUCAUAGAGCACUGGUGCUCUUUCUCGCAGUCUUCCGUGUGCACGCCGAGCCCGCCCACGCCCGCGGCGCGCCGCCGCAUGACUCGCUCAGUGUCCCGCGCCUCCGAGCGGCAGUGCGGCCCCGCCGCCGCGCCGCACGCGCAAGCCUACCAGGAGUCGCCCCCCGCCCGCCGCGCGCACAGCGGCCAGCCCCACGAGUCUCGCCCCUCCACCUCCGCCGAAUGGGAACACAACAAGUCACCCAUGAAACGCACACAGAGCGCCGGCCCCUGCUGGCGGGGCGCCCCCAAGGUCGCCCCGAUGCCCAAACCCAAAGGUGACAAAAGGGACGAACCCGUCGCCGGCUGCAGCAAGGACUCUCAAAUAACUUACAAUCCGACAUUCCAAAAUCACAGCCCGGCUCACUCCGCAAAGGGCCAGCCGUACAUAGCUCAGCUCGUUUCGUACCCGAUGGCCGCUCCGGCGUCGCCCACCAAAUUUAUCGCGCCUCCCGAAGAAUACCAAGACCCGGACGUAAGCAGCGUUGACCGGCAGAUUACGGUGACUCAAGUGAACUCCCAGACCCAGAUCUAUUACAUACACGGGAACGCGGCCGCGACGGGGGCGCCCCCCGAUAUCGUGCAGCAGCGCCAGCAGACCGCCAUACAUCUACAGCAGUAUGUCGCCAUGAAGCAAGCCCAACAGCAAAUGUUCAGUUCCUACAUGCAGCGCAGCCCCCACGCCGUGUUCCCCGGCGAGGGGUACCCUCCCAACGCUCCUCGGAUGUACGAGGGAGAGGAAUUAGCGGCUCAGUACGGGUACCCCGGGCCGCGGCCACAGAGCGCGCCGCACCGGGGGCACGUGGACGUGGCGCACACGCACACGCCGGUCUGGAACCCGCUGCCGCCGGUGAUGAGCACGCAGUGGGCCGGCGGGGUGGUCCCGCCCGAGAUGCAGUACUACCCGCAGUCGCAGUUCGUGCCGAUGUUCCGCGCCACGUCGGCCGGCUCGGCCGGGACGCUGACCCGCUACCACAAGAAGGAGGACCCGGAGAAGGCCGUGCAGAGCAUCAACGUGGUGCGCGGCAAGCCGGUGGGGCAGAUCGUGGCGGUGAGCGGGCAGGAGCUGGCGGUGAGCAGCGCGGUGAGCGACAGCCCCAGCCCGGCGUCCGUGUCGACGGACAGCGGCGUGUCGCCGGGCACCUCCGCGCCCAGCUCCAAGAGCUCCUUCGGCUCGACGCCGCCCACCGCCUGCGCCAACGACACCUUCGAGCCGCAUCACAAGCCAAAGAAAAAUAAAUCUACCGUCAAUCGCUCACUGAAAGUUUCCAAAAGUCUUGACGCUUAAACCUCUCAAACUUCGUUUUGUAAUUAUGUAGAUUUUAUAAAUGUACUUAGUCUAGUCUUAUUGUAUAGUAUAAUAGUAAUAGAUUCCAGAUUGUUUAAAAUGUAUUGUUAUUAUCAGAUUUGUUUUUAUCAAUGUCAAAAUGUGUAGUUUAAUGGAUUAUGAUUUUUCACGGUUGGCAAAAGAGGUAAUGGAAUGCAACGGAACCUCUUGACUUCAGUUUUGCUCGCGCUAACUUCGCGCAGAUUACCUGUUGGGAAGCAACUUCGGGAAAUUAUAAGUCCAGUUACGAACUUUAACUAUCAAAUGAAUGUCACUUAUAUUGUACUACUCGAAUCCCCACAUGUCCUGAAUUCAGUCCUAAUGAGGUGAUAGAUUAAGAAGAAAUAAAUUAUUAAAUGUUACAAUAGAAAUUGUGUCGAAGCAUACUGGAAUUACGCAAAAUUCACACGCAGCAAAACUAGCCCUUAGAUAAAUCAGAAUAAAUCAGUAACUGUAGAUUAAAACUACAUUUUAGAGGCAAUAGCUCGUAUGCUUCGAUACACGUAAUUGUACUAGAACCUUCCACGCCAAAACUAUAAGCUAUGUAAAUAUUAAUUAACAAACCACUAAGUACCUACAGCAAGAUUUAAACAUUCACGAUUCAGUCAGCUUAGUUUUAAAAAUUAAUUAUUCGCGAUUAAGUCCCGUUAACAAUAGCCUACUUGACCCUUUUUAAGGUUCCGUA
Molecule: messenger RNA, 2650 nt
Organism: Leguminivora glycinivorella
Lineage: Eukaryota; Metazoa; Arthropoda; Insecta; Lepidoptera; Tortricidae
Gene: tow
Exons: 4
Coding region: 274-1926 (550 amino acids)
Source: RefSeq, a predicted model, not a curated record